GCUGGGGGCAGCCUGCAGCGUCACUAAGAUUUGGCAUCACAGAUUAUGUCCAUGAUUUACUAAUCCUUACAUCUUUGGAAUAUGAGAGGAAACCAGAGCACCAGGAGGAUGCUGGGGGCAGCCCGCAGUGUCACCAAGAUCUGGCACCAGCAGAUUAUGUCCACAACUUACUAAUCCUUACAUCUUUGGAAUGUGAGAGGAAACCCACGCAGUUAUGGGGGAAAGUACAAACUCCUUACAGACAGCCGCAGAAAUUGAAUGCUGAUUCUGAGCCUCUUGGCUUGCUGGUUGAUUUCUCACCGGAUGGUAUGAUGGAUAUGAAUGACAAUGAAAAUGAUCCCGACUUAGAAGCAGAGCUUGCAAUGAUUACUGCACAAAAGCCAGCUGUUAAAGGAAACCCAAAAGGAAAAGCCCCACUCCCCAUGGAAGCUAUUGAAAAAAUGGCUGCACUGUGCAUGAAGGACCUCGAUGAAGAAGACAGUGAUGAUAAUAUGGAUGAUGAUGACCCGGACUUGAUGGCAGAACUGAAUGAGGUGCUUGAAGAAGAGAAACCAAACAUGAAUAUCACUUCCCCUGAAGAAGCUAAGCCUACGACUGACAGAAUUCCACAGUCCAGUACAACAGCUGCAGAUGGGCUGGAAGGCACUUUGAUGGAGAGGAUUGAGAUGUACAGAUGUGCAAUAGACAACGCUAAACAAUCUGGGGAAAGUUCCAAAUUACGAAGAUAUGAACGUGGCCUUAAGACUCUACAAUCAAUGCUUACAUCUGUGAAGAAAGGGAAGCAGAUUAACGAAGAAGACAUCCCACCUGCUGUGGCUUCUGGGAAAAGUAAUAACACAACUGCUCUGCCCAUCUCAGAGACCUCAACAUCUUUGAUGGAGGAUCGGUCUCCAGUGACAGACCUUCCUGUAUCUAGAGAGCCCCCCAAGCCUGCAGCAAAAUCGGCAGCACCUCCAUUGUUACCCAAGCCAAAGAUAGCUGUACCCGAGGUUACUCCUCCAUCAGUCAAGAGGCCAAGCACACAGGCACUGCUGGAACCUGCAAAACUCGGAACAGCCACCCCUGUGCCUAAUAACGAAGUACCAGUAAAUUCCAGCAUGAAAGAGAGUGCAGUGAGCCGGCAAAGAGAAUACAAACUAGCCGCACUGCAUGCCAAACGUAAUGGGAACACUGAGCUUGCAACAAAAUACUACCAAAUAAGCAAGAAAUUUGAUCCCUUUCUUGAGGCACUGGAUAGAGGAGAGACUGUGGAUUUCACUAAGCUGCCACCCCCUUUUGAUGCUAUUCCAAAGGCCCAGCAAUCAGUCCCAGCUCCCUCAGCUCCAGCAGCCUCUCCUGCUCAGUCAGUGACUCCUUCAGCAAUUCCUCCUCCCCCUAAAGAUAUCAUGGAAGCCCUUCAACAAAGAAUGGACAAGUACAAGUCGGCUGCUGCACAGGCUAAGGGUGCAGGCAAUGACCGGAAAGCAAGAAUGCAUGAACGCAUAGUUAAACAAUACCAGGAUGCCAUUCGAGCACACAAAGCUGGAAGGAGUGUUAACCUCAGUGAACUUCCUGUGCCACCAGGUUUCCCACCUCUUCGGGGAUCAGAAAAUAAUGCUCAGAAUCAGAGCAUUGUGGGAGUGCUGGAGAGUGCAAUGAAGCUAGCUAAUCAGGAGGUGGAUGAAGAUGGUGACCACGAGGAGGGUGAGCCAGCACAAAGGUCUUCUCAGCAAGCACCCUCUCGGACAUCAGCACCAAGGGCACUGCCAGCUGCCCCCAAUGGCUCUGAAAAUCCUGCACCAAAGCAGAUGUCAGGCAAAGCUCAGCAGCAGUUGCAAUUCUUGCAGAACAGGAAAAAGCAGUUCAUGCAAGCAGCCCUGAAGAAGAAACAGAAGAAUGACAUAGAGGGAGCUAAACUGUAUCUUCGGCAGGCUAAAGGCCUGGACCCCAUGAUUGAGGCUGCCAAAAGUGGGCUUCCUGUAGAUAUUACAAAGGUACCAGCACCCCCAGAAAAUGAGGAGGACUUUGUGUUAGUGCGGCAAAGAGGAGUACAAGUACCCCAGAAAACAGCGGAACAAUAUGGGCAGCUGAUGGAAGUUCUGAAACAACAGUAUGAGAAAUGUAUGAAGUACUCCAAGCAAUACACCCACCUUGGCAAUGUGGCAGAGACCACCAAAUUUGAGAAAAUGGCAGAUGAUUGUAAAAAGAAUAUUGAGAUCCUGAAGCAGGCCCAUGCCCAGGGCUACCCAUUACCCAGAUACCACCAAGAAGAAAGGACCUUCCAAGUAGUCAAGAUAUUUCCUGACCUCUCGAGCAGCGACUUGAUCCUUUUUAUCGUUAAAGGAAUCAACCUGCCUCCUCCACCAGGUGUUGCAUCAAAUGAUCUAGAUGCCUUUGUCAAGUUUGAGUUUGCCUUCCCAAACAUGGAAGAAGCACAGAAAGACAAAACUAACGUUGUGAAGAACACAAACUGUCCAGAAUUCAAAGAAAAGUUUAAAUUGAACAUCAACCGAGAACAUCGAGCAUUUAAGCGGUUGGUACAGACCAAAGGAAUUAAAUUUGAAAUACUUCAUAAAGGAGGACUUUUCAAGAAUGAUCGUGUUGUGGGAACAGCUCAACUUAAGCUGGACAAACUGGAAUCACGGUGUGAACUUCGGGAAAUUCUGGAGGUUCUGGAUGGCAGAAAGACCACUGGGGGUCGGCUGGAGGUGAUCGUAAAUAUCCGGGAACCACUGAGCUCCCAGCAGCUAGAGAGAGUGACUGAGAAGUGGCUUGUCAUUGAUGCCCAGAACUUGCCGGUGAUUGCGGUUCCAAAGGCAAAGGAGCGAAGGGAUGCUCCACAGGUCACAAGUGGAAGCAAGCCCUCCUACACUCUACAAAGCUUCAACCUGCUGAAAUUUGACAAAGAGCGCAUAGAAAGGAAGAUCCUCCAGUGUAAACAGGAACGCAGAACCGUUCCAGAAGAGCUCCUGAAUCAGCACCGGGAUAUUAAACAGCAGAUCCAGUGGCAGAACUCCCAUCUGACUCAAGGAGACGCCAAAGUUCUUAAAGAGUAUGUGACCCAGCUGGAGCGAUAUGUACACUAUUACACUGAUGCAGCUAAGCGACUUGGUAACGAAGGCAAACGGCAGGAUUUGGCCAAGGAAGCAUUGCACAAGAGGAAACUGGUAAAUGAUGAGCUGCAGCAAUUCAGACACUAAAGAUCACUGUAUUGGCCUGGUGCAGGGUCCUCCGCAUGUUCCACCCUGAGCCGUCAUUUGAAGCUUCUUCAUCACCUCAUGCAUCUCUAAGGUGAGCCAGCAUCGUUGGGGAGGCCGAGUGGCAAACACCCGUGAACUUAUCAGGAUCUGGGAUUCCCACCUUCUGGCCCUGAAGCUCCUUGGAGGACCUCAUUCCCACCCCCCUCUCCACGCACACCAAGAGACCGAGCGGUGCGGUGGCAGAAACUGCAACAGAGACUUGUCAAAAUGCCCACGGGCUGUGUGUGUCCCUGUGCUGAAGAUGCUUGGAAUUCUUGUCAAUAGAGACUGGAACGAGCUGGAAACCACAGAUUGGCUUGAUUUCCUCUUUUAUUUUGCCAGGGUCCUGUGAACACUCUUUCUUCUCCCCCUGCCCCUUUGCAGUGCCUGACCUCCCCCCAACAGCAAGAGGUGGUUUGUGAUGCUCUAUCUCAGCACCUUCUCGUGCCUGGACAAUCUCUACAUGAAAGGAUUAUUGUGUCCAGCGUGAUGUUCCCCACAUUUGUCCAUAUUUCAAUGCUGUUCCAAUUGCCCAGAGAACUAAACUGGCCCAGAUUUAUUAGUUCAAAUGCAUUUUAUCCAGAGCAAAGUUCUACCAAUGCAUUCCAAUCUUAUAUUUUUCUUGUUGAUAAUAGUCUUCCACCCAUGGAUGGGUGCACUUGAGCCAGCCUCUAAUGUUGUACUGGUUUCAGUAGUGUUUCGUAUUUGGCUUUUCAUUAAUUGAAUGGAGUUAUGUGCAGCAGCAGUGGGGGUGGGGUACACCUGGAAUGCUGAAAUAUUCACAGGGUUGUAUUGUCAGAGGAAAGCUGAAUGUCUCCUAGAACCCUUUAGGAGUUAAUACCCUGCCAUUUUGGAGUUAUCAGUCCAGGUUGGAGAUAGUGAUCCUGCCAGUUCAGUGCUAAGGCUGUUAAUAAUGUUCUAAGGGAAAUUGGCUGAAAAGAAUAGACUGGAUUCAGUCUUUAAUUGUGUGAAUGAUACUGGAAGCAGCUGGUAAUGUCCUUGCUAUAGGUAUUUUUGGAUCCAGGAAUGGCAUAGUUCCCCACAGGAUAAUGCAGUUUUUAACCCUAAGGAAUGGUUGGUUAUAGAAAGCCUUGGAGCUUCCUCAAUGGGCAUACUACAGCCUCCAAUUGUAUACAGCCCAUUCUGAAAAUGUUGCAGGAUACAUGCCAUUGCUGCCCAUCAUUAGCUUGUUGGGAUUUACAAAAUAUCACUGGACCAGGAGCAAUUACUUGUGACUGUAAUCCUUGAAGAAUUUUGAUCAUCCAGUGACUUACUAAGACAAUGGGACAUCUUAGUAAGUUGUAAUCCCAAAUGGCCCUGAGUUUAGACAGCAACCUGUUUGGAGUCAAAGGCUGUUUUCAGUCCUGGGCGGAUUAUGGAUUUCCGCCAGCCCCUAAGUUUGGGAUGUUCAGAUAUGGGCUUAUUAGACAAUUAGACACCUGAGUUCCUGUUAUACCAGGCACAUUUUCAGCCUCCAGUGAGAGUUGUGAGACCUUCAACCUGGCUCUGAGAAAAAUGACUCCUGAAUUGCUUUCUGGCUUUCUAAUCCUCCUCUGCCAAAGCCCCAGCCAAUUCCUAGGCUUGUUUCAGGAGCCUUGCCCAUCCGCAAUGGACUGUCGAAUGCCCAAAGUAUCUAGCCCAUUGUGGAAUAGAUACUUUGGGGCAAUGCAGCUCUGAGCUUUGAUCCUGUUGAGAGAAGCAAGUAAGAAAAGAAACAAGUUCUUUCCGAAGUCCACUAACUAAAGGGGAGCAGACUGGUACUUUACAGUCUCUGCGUACUCAAUGUGAGCAUGACUAAUAUCCACCUCUGCUGGUACAUGUAAAUCCAGUGAGUGAGCAGUGAAGCACUUCUGUGCUCUUCCCAACGAGGCCCAAGGUAUUCUAUGGUGCUGAUGCUGGGAGCUGCCACUUCACUGUGCCUGCGUGGUCACAGCUUCUGCCUUAGCCGCUUUCCCCGAGACAUUUAUUUGGAUAUGACUAGCACAGAGAUGAAGCCACAGAAAUACAGCAGCCCAACCACAGCACAAAGUGAUUGAAAUCAGAUGGAUGUUCAGCUGGCCUUUUGAUUCAAGGAUUAAGCAGGGUAAAUUAGAUUUCAUCAAUGAAUGGUGUGAGAAAGAGGGAAUGUGGAAUUAGAAAACAGGGGAAAUGAGGGAAAUGAGUCAAAGGCUGUUUUCAGUCCUGGGCGGAUUUCAGCCAGAGACUGGUAAUGAUGUGGAACUCGCUGCCUGUGAAAAUGGAGUUUUCAGGAUUCAGGAAUCAAUAUUAUUUAUUGUAAUUUUUCAGAACAUGAGUGUAAAGGGGAAACAAAAUUAUUGCUACUCUGGAUCCAAUGCAGCAUAAUAAAACACAAUAAACAUUAAGAACACAAUAAAGAAACAAAUAUAGAUGCCAAAGCAAUCCUGUAAAUCAUAAUGUACAAUGCCAUCCAGCUGUUUGCUUCCUCCCUGGCUGAAGAAGCACUCACUAACAGUACAAGUGCUGGGAAACUCACUGUCACAAUUAGCUUUGCGGCAUGAACACAGCUCGAUUAUUAUCCUAAUAAGUAUAUAUUUUUAAUCAAUAGGUAAUUGAGAGUACAUUAAGUUGCACCAGAAUAUAAAAUGUAUAUUUAUUUAAAGCAAUAAUUUGGCAUUACAGCGAGUACUGAUGGAUAGAACAAAAAAAUACAACUGCAGAUGCUGUGAAUCAAAGAAUACGUACACAACGCUGGAAGAACUCAGCAGGUCAGGCAGCAUCCGUGAGAAAAGAGUAGCCAACGUUUCGGGCCAAGACUCUUACUGAUGAAGGGUCUCGGCCCGAAACGUUGGCUACUCUUUUCUCACGGAUGCUGCCUGACCUGCUGAGUUCUUCCAGCGUUGUGUACGUACUGAUGGAUAGAACGUUAUUUCCAAUGAGUGCCCAAGAAUGCAAAGUAUCUAUGUAUGCUUAUAAACAAACAUUUUAACAUUAUGUAAAUAUUAACUGAAAUUUAAGGCUCUAUGAGAAUUUUGGAUUAAGAUCAUAGGAUGAAACUACAUCUGCACUGCGGCAGAGUCGGUCUUGGUGUUACCUCUCCUUGGGUGUAAGGAUGCUAUGAUAGACAUGAGUCAGGUUACUGAGCAUACUUUCUGCCAUGACAGGUAACGCCCCUGAACUGCCUUGAGGUUUUAAGGUGAUGUUCUGAUGUUUCCAAGGCCUAUUGAUCCCUGAGCAAAAUGGAACCAUG
This is a messenger RNA of Hypanus sabinus (Atlantic stingray), 6426 nucleotides long. RefSeq names its product coiled-coil and C2 domain containing 1A (gene cc2d1a). NCBI's taxonomy places the organism in Eukaryota, Metazoa, Chordata, Chondrichthyes, Myliobatiformes, Dasyatidae. Gene Ontology annotation, molecular function: DNA-binding transcription repressor activity, RNA polymerase II-specific; RNA polymerase II cis-regulatory region sequence-specific DNA binding. The transcript has 29 exons. The coding region runs from base 309 to 3179 and encodes 956 amino acids. Gene Ontology annotation, biological process: regulation of transcription by RNA polymerase II. Gene Ontology annotation, cellular component: nucleus. The record is from RefSeq and is a predicted model, not a curated record.